CCUUCCUGGUCGAGUUCACUACUCACUGUCAAUUUAAGUAGUAGUGAGCUAUACGGUGUGAACAAUCCUUCCUUCGUGCAGAAGAGUUUGGGUGCACGUCAACAAAACACGUCAACGUCAACGUAUACCUCGCGACCGACCGAUCACUCUUCAUGUCUCCGUGCAGCGUCGUCCUGUUUUGCUGCGUCGUCGUGGUCGUCGUGGGUUCCAAUGGGAUUGUCCACGGCUUUACCAGUGUACCCCCAUCAUCAUCACCACCAUUGCUGCGGGUAGUAAAGGGUGGGAUUCGGACGCACCGUCCAUCACUAUCACCAUUAUCUCCGCACUCGUACAACCAUGGUAGUCGGCGACCACUCCGUAUGCUUUUGCCUGCGAACGAUUCCGCGUCUCAUACUCGUCGAGUCGCGACACGCCCGACACGACUUCUCCGUCCGACGUCGGGGUCGUCCAAGGGGUAUCCGUCCCGUAAAUUUCGGGUGUUGUCCCUCGCCGGACGUCCCGACAACAACAACGACAACGACUCGAAAGAGCGUCGCCAGUUUAUGCUCGAUCCCGUCACCCAAACCUUCGACCACGUGACCAAGUCCGUGCAAGAAUCGGUCGAGAACGCCCGGACGCGUCUCGAACAGCUACUCCGCUUCCUACCCGCACCCCUCCGCAAUUUCUACCGCGCCUUCUUCGAAAAACUCCACGCGUGGAAAGGAUUCUUGGUUAGUUUCACUGCCGGAGCCUUUCUCGCCACCGCCGCCAUUAUUUACCCCAUUUACGCUUCCGUAGAAUCACUAUCCCAACCCGUCACACUCUUCGAAACCAUACUCGGCGAUCUGGAACAAGCCUACGUGGAAGAAGUCGACACCAACAAACUCUUCGAAACCGGAAUUGCCGCCAUGCUCCGGUCACUCGAUCCCUACACGGAAUUCGAAGCUGCCCAAGAAGCCGUGGCACUCACGGAAUCCAUCGAAGGCCGCUACGGUGGUGUGGGUCUCGUCAUUGCCGGAACACCGCGGGCCGCGGCCGAACCGAAAUCCAACGCCAACCAACUACUGCCCGCCGCCGCACAAUCCGACACUGCCAGUCAAGAAGAUACCGAACGCAAUCGGAAUACCAUGAGUAACGUCAUGACCGAAGAGGAAGAAGACGAAUACAUGGAUCGCAAGGAACAACGCAAGGCUCUGGAGAAGGCACGCAAACAAGGAAUCCGGGUAGUCACCGCCUUUGAGGGGUACGCCUUUGAUUACGGCUUACGCGUCGGCGACAAGCUCUUGGCGAUUGACGAUAAGCCUCUCACAGCGGAUACGACGGUCGAAGACGUCCGCAAUAUGCUCCGUGGACAACCCGGAACCUUGGUAAGUAUUGAGUUCAACCGAGAUGGCGUCGAUGACGUACAAACCGUUACCAUGCCCCGUGCCGUUGUUCGCCUCCGGGACGUCAAACUCGCCACCCUCGUGGGAAGUCCCCGGGACGGGAUCGGCUACAUCCAAUUGAGUGGCUUUACCUCCAACGCCGGUGCCGAAAUGCGUCAGGCCAUUACGUACUUACAGCAACGGACACUGGACGCGACCAACGGAGACAAGAGUUUACAGGGACUCGUUCUCGAUUUGCGGGGCAACCCCGGUGGCCUUUUGACGUCGGCGGUAGACGUAGCGUCCCUGCUCGUCCCGAACGGCAGUGACAUUGUGUCGGCCCGCGGACGGGGCUUUCCCGGAAUGCUCUACCGGAGUCGGGUGGAUCCCAUUCUGAAUCCCAACACCAAACUGGCGGUGCUCGUCAACGGACAAACGGCGUCAGCGGCCGAGAUUGUGGCCGGGGCCGUCCAAGAUUUGGAUGUGGGCGUCAUUGUGGGUGCGGACCGCAGUUUUGGCAAAGGGUUGGUGCAAAACGUGGAAGAGUUACCUUUUAAUACGGCACUCAAGUUCACCGUAGCCAAGUAUUACACACCCAGUGGCCGGUGUAUUCAAGGCGUCAACUAUAAAGGAGGGGGUGGCCUCAAGGAAGAAAAUGGAGGAUACAUUGCCAGUAAGGUGGCCGACGCUGAUCGCAAGGUGUACUAUACCAAAGCGGGCCGCAUGGUGAGAGACGGCGGCGGUGUGGAAGCGGAUUACAAAAUUGAAGCUCCCAAGGCUUCGGCCCUGGAAGUGACGUUGCUGCGAUCGGGAAUGUUCAACGAGUAUGCCGCGGAAUGGAGUAAAACACACAUGCUGACCAACAAUUUUGCCGUGGACGAAGAUAUUUACCGAAACUUUAUUGCCUUUGUCGAUCAAAAGCAGAAAACUGGUGACAUUGAGCUGGAUGCGCUGUACAGUCGACCGCUAUCCGAUUUGAAAAAGGCUCUUAAACGGAGUGGAUAUAAGGGUGCCGAAAAGGAGGUGGAAGUGCUACAGGCCAACAUUGUUCGGGAAGUCCAAAAGGAUUUCGACAAGUAUCGAAAAGAUAUUAAAGAAGAUAUUUCCCAAGGCAUUCUGGCCCGAUAUCUUCCGGAGAGUAUGUUAAUUGAACGAGGUAUGAAAAACGACGCACAGGUGGAGGCAGCGAUCAAGCUGGUGGCCAACAAGAAUACAUUCGAUAAGAUUCUCGCGCAAGGAAACACGGCCGAGCGCAUGGGGGGCGCCAAUAGUUUGAAUAUGGCAUCCGGCGCCUCUGCACAAAGCACUAGCGGUGUACGAGCUACUAUCCAAUGGUAGAAUUGGAUCCUGCAAACGUCUUGUACAAACAGUAACAGGAUGAAGCCAACCGAGGAGAGAACUGGCCAGCAAACUAUUCACCGGUCCCCUCGGGUUCGCUUGGGCAGCAACAUUAAGCUAACUACGCUUCGGCAUUUACCCAUU
Molecule: messenger RNA, 2825 nt
Organism: Phaeodactylum tricornutum CCAP 1055/1
Lineage: Eukaryota; Bacillariophyta; Bacillariophyceae; Surirellales; Neidiaceae
Exons: 3
Coding region: 153-2681 (842 amino acids)
Biological process (GO): proteolysis
Molecular function (GO): serine-type peptidase activity; protein binding; endopeptidase activity
Source: RefSeq, a predicted model, not a curated record